CCAGCGAGGCACGGAGGCAAGCAGGCCGGCGGAAGCUCGCCGGUUUAAACCCCCACUUCGCACUCGCAGGCACCCACCCAAGGGCAUCAACAUUCUCAAUUGGAGAGGCUUGGAGCUGCUUCGGCAUCCUCAGGAGAGCAAACAAACAAGCAGGCGAAUGCUUCGUGUUGCAAGAAUCUGUACGAGAUCGAAUUCAGCCCGUGCUGUAUUUGCAUUCCUUGCGGGUCCUCGACCUUUUGCUAGUCGCGACACCACGUAUCGCUUGGGCAGUAAGUUUCUUGGGACUAAGUGCACCGGCGAUGAACAUAUAGGAUUCCUGACCCACAAACCUCGUGUUGGUAGUUGCGGCGCGUGCUUUUCCACUGCUACCGAAACAGUUCUGGUCCAAGCCCGUGACUCGUCUCAGCUAGCGUUGGAGAUAGAGAAUGCGAUCGAUCAGAAGAGGUUUGAUGAUGCGUUGAUGGCAUAUGAGAAGCAUGUUCACAUGGACGGGUUCCCAAGGAAGUCUGUUUUGGGUAAGCUCAUCACUGGCUUCGCGGUCACCUGUGAUGCUCACAGGCUUAACCAGUCAUACAAUGUGGUCGAUCAUGUGUCUCGAGACAAGGUUGAAUUGUUGGAGAGGGAGCCCCUAAUCUACCUAUCUCUUAUUCUAGCACGUUGCGCUCUUCCUCAUCUUGCAGUCAAUGUUGUGAGGAAGUUAGUAAAGAUGGAAGCAUACCCACCCGUUGCUGCAUGGUCUGCAAUCGUAGCACACAUGUGUCAAACUGCAACCGGUUCAUUUCUUGCUGCCGACAUGGUAAUGGAGAUUGGAUACCUUUUCCAGAAUAAUAGAGUCGACCCGCGCAAGAAGAGCAAUCGUCCAUUGCUAUCAAUGAAACCCAAUUCAUUUACCUUCAGCAUAGUUCUGACAGCAUCCCUCUUGUUUGGUACCACUAAAAAGGCCGAACAGCUUCUUGAAUUAAUGCUCAGGAUAGGGGUGAAACCGGAAGCCAGCUUGCUGAUUGUCAUGGCCCGUAUAUAUGAAAAGAAUGGACACAAGGAUGAGAUUCACAAGUUGAAGAGGCAUGUUGAUGAGGCAUGUGGUCUAAGUGAAUCAGAAUUCAGGCAGUUCUAUGAUUGCCUGCUCUCCUGUCAUUUAAAAUUUGGGGAUUUGGAUUCUGCUGUGGAUUUGGUGUUGGAUAUGCUUAAAAAGGGUAAAAAUGCUAAACGGUCGCUAGAAGCAGCUAAAGCAGUCCUCGAAGCAGUUGAGAAUAACAAAAUUUAUCUUCCUUAUGACAAAGCAGGUACUGAAAAUCCGGGUUCCCCAAAUAAAUCUGUGUCUACUGAUAGCCAAAUGCUGAACUAUGUUUCAUUCUUCAAUGACAAGAGCUUUGCAAAGCUUGAAUUAGAGGUGAGACAAUUACACAAGCUAUUAUCAGAUAAGCUCCAGGAACAGGUUGGACUAGUUAAAUCUGAACAUGGUAUCCUCCAUCCAACUGAAACAAUGUAUGCCAAACUUGUCAAAGCUUUUCUGGAAGCAGAUAAGAUCAGUGCGUUGGCAUCAUUUAUUGUGAAAGCAAGCAAAGAAGAAUGUCCAGUGUCUGUUGAGAACUCUUUUGUUGUCCAAGUAAUAAGUGCAUGUAUUUCUGUUGGGUUAUUAGAGCAAGCACAUGAUCUUCUUGACGAGAUGAGAUUUUCUGGAAUUAGGGUUGGUUCUUCCAUUUAUUCGUCGCUCCUAAAAGCCUACUGCAAGGAGGGCCAUCAUGAAGAUGAUAUAACUGCACUUCUGAAGGAUGCUGAUCAAGCAGGUAUUCAGUUGGACUCAAGCUGCUAUGAACAUUUGAUACAAUCCAGGGCACAUCGCAAUAACACCACAGGUGCUCUCCAUCUUUUUAAUGAGAUGAAGAACUCAAACAUUCAAAGAUCUGGUCACAGGGAGUUUGAGAUGUUAGUACAAAGCUGUGAUAACAGUGAAGCUGCUUUGACGACUAAGCUAGUAGAAGAAGUCAGAAGUGGCCAUACGGUUAAUCAUGCUAUUCAUGACUGGAAUAAUGUUAUACAUUUCUUCUGUAAGAAGAGAUUAAUGCAUGAUGCUCACAAAGCACUGAGCAAGAUGCGUGUUUUAGGCCACAUGCCAAAUGCACAAACUUUCCAUUCUUUAGUAACUGGUUAUGCUGCUGUUGGUGGAAAAUAUGUGGAGGUGACGGACUUGUGGGGUGAAAUGAAAGUUCUGGCGAACUCCAACUCAAUGAAAUUUGAUCAAGAACUAUUGGACUCUCUGUUGUAUUGCUUUGUGAGAGGUGGUUUCUUUCUUCGAGCAAUGGAAGUUAUAGAAUUGAUGGAAAAAUGCAAGAUGUUUAUAGAUAAAUACAAGUACAAGUCCCUGUGGCUUAAAUAUCACAGAACAUUGUACAAAGGUAAAGCUCCCAAGGUGCAAACAGAAGCUCAAUUGAUAAGGAGAGAAGCAGCAUUACAUUUCAAGAGAUGGAUUGGGUUGACAUGAGAGUGAGAUUCUAUGAGCACUUCUAAAGUUAACCACAGAGCAUCCCCAAUUAUCAACUUGUGCAGGGGAAGAGGAUCACUACGGCCAACGGGAGCUGAGACACUUCCGACGGAAUUGGUUAUCUUAGAUCACCUACAAGUAUACAGUUGGUGCUGCACUUUUAUCCCAUUUUUCCAAUAGCGAGCUCCUCUUAAGUGGCUUGGCUUGUAUUGACAUUUUGCUGAAGCUCCCACUGAACAUGUGCGCCAAGUUGUUAAAUGUUAGACAAACAGGCUUUCUGAUUGUUAGAAGGUGGAACAUUGCACUGCGAUGCGAGCUUUAAACUACUAUGAUGGUGUGAUGGGAACACAUGAUGAAGAAACUAGAAAGUUUUUCAAGCAUUCUUCAGUCAUUUGUGUUUUUUCACCUUGAUAUGCCAGCAGUAAGCUGAGUAUUUUCAAACAACAGGCAAGUUGUGGCAGUAGGUUUCCUAAGGCAAGUGCGAAUGGACCAAGACAACUUUGGUACGAUUUGCACUGUAAGAAUGAUGGACCAGCUGCCUAUGAUGUCUUUUUUUUAGCAUCGCUAGAGAAAGGUAUCCAAGUUCCGCGAUCGAUUUAGGAAAGUAUCUCGUUGAAAAGAUGAUGCUCUAUUAAAGCUGGAGCAUAUCUCAUGGAUACUCAGCCCUUCGGCUAAUGUUCCAAAUGAUCAUGUUAGUUUGCGGGUUUCAAAAGAACAAGAUUCUGAAAAUUGACAUGUUCAGGUCUUAGCACUAUUCUUGUGCUAACAAUCUGAUACCGAUGGAAUUGGCCCUCAAAAUUGCAAGCAAGAUUAGAGCUGGCGAACGAUUUACAGUUUAUGUAGUCAUACCAAUGUGUCCUGAAGGAGUCCCUAUCACAGCCUCUGUGCAAGAAAUUCUUUACUU
This is a messenger RNA of Lolium rigidum, 3386 nucleotides long. Its product is annotated as pentatricopeptide repeat-containing protein At1g03100, mitochondrial-like. The record is from RefSeq and is a predicted model, not a curated record. Gene Ontology annotation, molecular function: protein binding. NCBI's taxonomy places the organism in Eukaryota, Viridiplantae, Streptophyta, Magnoliopsida, Poales, Poaceae. The transcript is spliced from 6 exons. The coding region runs from base 158 to 2482 and encodes 774 amino acids.